AUGAGUGGCCGCCUGAGCCAUGAAAUGAACAGGUCCAGUUACAGUGAAAUUCACAGCAAUGGGUUGGUAUCUGAAGCAGGCUCUCACUACACCCAGGACAGAAUGGGGAGUCUCCCAGUGCCUGCAGCUCUCUCACUCAAAGGGGAUUACUACUCGAGUCCGGACUCGCAAUUUGGAGAGCCCAACAGGAUAGCACUAGCCAGACCCUGGUACCCUAUCUCUACCUCUGACGCUUGGGCACACGGGCCAGCGGUGGGACAUCAUCCUCAUCAAUCCAGCAUCCUGCACGACGGCAGCUUCGAGGCGAGGCGGGAGGAGGGCCGCAAGGGUCCUGAGGCCAAGUACCCUUUCUGCACCCCUCCCUGCUGGAGGGGUGCUCCUUGCUUCCUUCCCCAGCAGCAGCAGCAGCUCCCCUCGGCCGGCUUGCCUUUGCCUCCCCCCAGCCCGCCUGCUCUCCACCUCGCCCUGUACCCUCCCAACCCAAGUUCGGCUCCAUCUCCAGCCCAGACCCAGGGCAGCAGGCAACCUCCCAGUCCCCAGGUCAAGACGGAGAGCAGCCCGGAGCUGGAGGAAGGAACCAAAGGGACAUCUCUGGACAGUGAGGACGAGGAAACGCUCACUUCUGAGGAUUUGGAGCAGUUUGCUAAAGAGCUGAAGAGGAAGCGGAUUAUUAUGGGCUUCACACAGGCUGAGGUGGGCCUGGCCCUUGGGACUUUGUACGGCAAGAUGUUCAGCCAGACGACCAUCUGCAGGUUUGAAGCCCUACAGUUGAGCUACAAGAACAUGUGUAAACUGAAGCCCCUGCUCCAGCGGUGGCUGGAGGCAGCCAAGAACAACGAGAACUUGCAAGAGCUGUGCAGCAUGGAGCAAACACAGGCUCCGACACGGAGACGGAAGCAGCGCACCAGCAUCGAUAAUAACGUGAAGGGAUCGCUGGAGGCCGCCUUCAUGAAGUGUCCGAAACCCUCCACUCUGGAGAUCACCCAGAUUGCAGACGACCUCGAUCUGGAGAAGGAUGUGGUGCGAGUCUGGUUCUGCAAUCGACGUCAGAAAGGGAAGCGGGCAGCCUUCCAUUUCGGGGAAGAGUAUGAGGGGCUGGCUGGGUACAGUGUGCCCCCACUCCAACCUUCCCCACUGGAGCUGAAGGUCGACCUCGCCACCUGGUGGCAACUCAAAAGGAACAUGUUUCAAGACAGCUUUUCCCUCCGCCAACUUGCUCAUGUGGGUUAUGACACAGGAUGGCUGCGCUCCAGCCUGCGGGCGAGAGCUCCGAACGCAGCCUCUGAGGGGGAAGAGCAGAGAGGGCCGAAAAGGGAAAAGGUGAAGAAACCGACAGCACUGGACCAUCCUCAGAUCUCGCAGCGGAGGCCAGUCGCUUGCCAGUUCUGCCAUGUCUCGGGUAACAGCACAGACAGGGAGAGGUAA
Messenger RNA from Carcharodon carcharias (great white shark), 1425 nucleotides. RefSeq names its product POU domain, class 5, transcription factor 3-like. Gene Ontology annotation, molecular function: DNA-binding transcription factor activity, RNA polymerase II-specific; RNA polymerase II cis-regulatory region sequence-specific DNA binding. Bases 1 to 1425 code for a protein of 474 amino acids. Gene Ontology annotation, biological process: regulation of transcription by RNA polymerase II. Lineage: Eukaryota; Metazoa; Chordata; Chondrichthyes; Lamniformes; Lamnidae. The transcript has 7 exons. The record is from RefSeq and is a predicted model, not a curated record.